CGUCCGGACAACCUUUGCCCCUUCAUCAAUGUCUCUAAACUCCUCAUUCUUUCUUUUCUUCAUCUACCUCUUUUUCAACAUUUUUUUAUCUGUUUCCUUCACUGUAUCCAAUCCAGACCCAGAAAAUGUUCAACCACUUCCUAUAACAACAUCACCUCCGGCAACAAUCCCUGCAUUUCCAGAACAAUCAAAUGUUGUUGGUUGUCCACUAGACCUACCUGAAGAACUGUUUCACGACAUAAAAAGUGCAUGUGGCACUAAGAAAAAUAAUGGGGUCAGAGGGCAGCUCCACCACAGCCGCUGCUGCCCUGUACUUGCGGCAUGGCUUUAUGCCGCCUACUCUGCCACUGCCCUUGGCAGGGCUGGCAGAGUAGCACCAGCAGUGGCAGGACAUACCCCAUCUUAUGACAUGCCACUGCUACCAGAUGACUCGGAAACAUGUGUUGAUGAUUUAGGAAAAGCUUUGAGACAGAAUGGGAUAGAGUUGGCUAAACCAAAUGAGACAUGUGAUGUGGUAUAUUGCUACUGUGGCAUCAGGCUACACCCAUUGAGUUGCCCUGAGGCAUUCUCAGUGAACAAAGAGGGGAACCUUGUUGGGGAUGAGAAUGUGGAGAGAUUGGAAAGAAAUUGCUUAAGUAGCAGCACUAAUGUUAAUGGAUUUCCUGGUCUUGGAGGAUGCAACAAGUGCUUGAAAAGUCUGCAUUUGCUCAACAAGAAGAAUACUUGGAAUUCAAGCAACUCAGAGGAGAGGACCACCAAAAUGCGCAACAAAGAUUGCCAGCUGAUGGGUCUCACAUGGCUUCUCGCAAAGAAUCGAACUGCUUACGUUCGAACAGUUUCUGCAGUUUUACGAGCGAUUAUGACGAGCAAAGAUGGUUCCAACCCUUCAUCCUGCACUCUAAACAGCGAUGGAAUGCCACUAGCUGUUGAUUCUUCUGAAAUAUCUGAUCAGUCCUCAUCGGUUACCCUCAAUCUAUCCCAACUUUUAUCACUUUACUUUUUGCUCAUCCACCUGCUUGUAUUAUCAUACAAGUUUAAUUAAAGGCAUUAACAUGGCUUGUUGACAUUGUUAAAUUCUUUCUUCUUUCUGGUAGUUUGCGUAUUGUUAGAACUGUGAUUAUUAUGGGCUUUUCCAUGAAUAGCGGGUCCAAAAUUUGUGCAAGUAUUUAAUGUGGGCCUUCUUACCAUGUGCCUGACUCAGCGCUGCCUUGUCUUGAAAGGACAAGUUUUGGGCAAAAAUGAUCAUCAAUUUGGUGGCAUUGUUUGCGGGAAAUUCUAAUGGACAGUAAUGUUAUUCACGAGAAAUACGUGAAUUGUCAACAUCUCCCGACAGAAAAAGCUGUUGAAGAUGUGGAUGCCAUGCCAAGCUGGGUUUCUUAAAUUUCAUUUUCCCCAUUCCAAAAGAAUACAAAAUCAUCAUUCUCUCACGGUUAUUAUCUUUUUAUAACCAAGCUUUGGUCUCGCAUUAUGUUUUAAUUAUGUUGUUACUCAAUUUUAAGUGAAUGUCAAGGGGUUCCAAAUUCCAAAUCCA
Molecule: messenger RNA, 1531 nt
Organism: Durio zibethinus
Lineage: Eukaryota; Viridiplantae; Streptophyta; Magnoliopsida; Malvales; Malvaceae
Product: GPI-anchored protein
Source: RefSeq, a predicted model, not a curated record